Molecule: messenger RNA, 4498 nt
Organism: Scleropages formosus (Asian bonytongue)
Lineage: Eukaryota; Metazoa; Chordata; Actinopteri; Osteoglossiformes; Osteoglossidae
Gene: uspl1
Product: ubiquitin specific peptidase like 1
Exons: 9
Coding region: 712-3699 (995 amino acids)
Biological process (GO): Cajal body organization; protein desumoylation
Cellular component (GO): Cajal body
Molecular function (GO): SUMO binding
Source: RefSeq, a predicted model, not a curated record
GUGUUAGGGUGUUUAUUGUUACGAAGGGAGCAGGAGCCGACUGGCAGACAGUCUUCCUACCAGACUUCUUGGUCUUCUUCUACAUGAAUAAGAAGCAAUCGCUAAGGCAUAGCAUAGGAUAGGAAGAAAGCAAUGCUGUCUUCUUUGAGAUCUUCAACUAUAAGAUAUACACAGCCACGGACUUAAACUCGAAGUUCUUUCUCACGGAAGUUUAAACAAAUCUAAGUCAUACAAAUACUGAUUUAUUAAACUAAUUAAAAUAUGUUGCUCGUGGCUUUACUAGAAAAAGAAAGUACUACGGGGAAGGGCAUUGUAUUGUUCUAAUUUCAGAAGCAAUAAAAUUGAUAGCAAGGCUUAAUACGUCAACCUGAUACUAAAGUGAAACACGAACGACAAGUCCAUCCGUUUCGUUUAUUUUGUAAUUUCAAGUGAAUAUUACAGUUUUGUACAAAAAUGAGGUUAUAGUUCACUUCAGUCUCUGUGCCAGGCGCUACGCGAGCUGUCAACGGGCCGAGUUUUCUGGGGGAACAUAAUAGGGGACGCACAAGCGGAAGCUGAACGUUGGCCGUACGAAAGGAGCACGUUGAAGCCGGUUGAAUAGUUUCGGAUGCGAGGCGAAUGAAUAGUCUAUAAUUAUUAGUGGCCAAAUGUUCCAGUACAGUAUAUCAUAGACUUUGUUUGGAGUACCUGGCUGAUCUAAGUUCCAGUGACAUGGUAAUGUUCAGCUCAUGGCUAUGGAAAGCACCGGACCUGAAGAUCUGCAGUGAUUUACCAAUGAGUGGUGAAAGCACUGGGUUAGGGGUACCAACCCCAGCACUGGCGGGGUAUUUGGGAAAAGGGCCGGACACCUGCCCCUGGUGUGCUGUCAGGGGGCAAACCCAUGCUCUCCGUUCUUACCGUGUCAGCUUCCAGGAGUCGGUCACCCUCUGCACCAACCCACAGUGUCUCUUUCCUCUGGUAAGUAAACCCUUGGAAGAUGUUCUGGCUGGCUGUACCCCAAGAGAUGUGAAAACACAGUGGAAGAGGAAAACCCCCGGGAGCCCUGAUAGAGAGUGGUGUUCUCCCUCUCCAAAGCAGCGGGUUACUGAGGAGCUCAGCUCUACCAAUGGCAUACGGUGUAGACCUUGCAGUGUAGAUCUGAGCAGCAGUGUUGUCUCCCAAUCAACUCUUCUACUUGGUUUCACCAAAACCAGCACCGAACUACAGACGGCGGGCUUGUGCGGGGACGUAAUACCUAUUAGCCCAGAAGACCAUGCUGAGAAGGACUCGGAACUGAAGUCUGUGAAGCACUCUGAAUCAGAGCCAGAAUCAAAGUCAGCAGUAAAGCCCCAGCCAGAAUGCAAGCAUGAAGAAAAUUCUGAAAUACGUAUAAGAUUGAGUGAGGUGGAGCCAGCAGAAAGGAAGGAGACAAAUGCAGAACAGCAAUUGGGAAAGGACCUUGAUUUUGUUUUAGCAGUGUCGGAGGAGGAGCUUGUCGUUGCUCCUUCUCACCUGUUUUGGAAAAAUGAGCAAAAUCUUUGUUGGCUUAACACACUUCUGGUGGCACUUGUCUACUGCCACCCUUUGAGGGAGGUCCCGCCUGGCCUCUUAAAGGACACAUCUCCUGUCUGCAGGCUCCUGGGCACUUAUAACCAAUCGUGCUCUCUCAUGAAAGCAAAAGAACAGUUAUACAAGGAAGUUGUAAAGGUACCUGCUGAAGUUCUUCACCAGGCACAGCUGGCACUAGAUGACAUCCGAAUGUCCAUCUUCAAGCGCAUACAACCGAAGCUGCAGUGUCAACUGGGAGACAAGGAGUCCCCGGUGUUUGCCCUGCCCCUCCUACUCAGGCAAGAUGUGGUUGUGGAGGAGCUGUUUCUGCAUGCCUUGGAGUGGGCAUUCGAGUGUGCUGCCUGUGGCCACACCUUCAGCAACAGGUGCAAAAAGACUAUCACCACAUUCACACAUGUCCUGCCUGAGUGGCAUCCACUGACUGCUGUACAUAGAGCGCCAUGCAGCCGUUGCCACCAUAAACAGCAGCGUAGGAGGAUGGUGCUGGAAAGGUUGUCUCAGGUGUUUGCCCUGCACUUUGUGGAUGGACUGCCUCACAGUGAUGUCUCGAAGUACUCAUUUGACUUUCAAGGCACUCACUAUUCUGUGAGAAUUAUCAUCCAGUAUGAUCAAAAGUUGAUGCAUUUUGUCACCUGGUUGCAAACAGACCGAGGUUCCUGGAUUGAGUUUGAUGACUUGAAGCACCCAGUAUGCAUUGUCCAUGAGAAGCUGGAUGUCCCUCCUGAUCAGAUUCACGUUGUUUUCUGGGAGUCACGGGGAAAGGCUGUAGAAAAUCAGUCUAAAGUCCAGCAGCACAACCUCUCACUUCCCUCCCUGCAUGGCGACACGGACGUUGUCUCCGCACUGACGAUAGACGACAGAAAUACGAGUGCUGAGAGAACAGAUGAAAAAAGUGUCAGCAUCAGCAAUAGCACAGUGAUGGAUGCCUUUAAGGGGUUGUCACACAGUGAUAGUGUGACCCUCACUCUUGUGGAGGUGAGGGUAGAUGCUCAAGGAAUGCCUCAGGAUUGCAACUCUGGCAUCACAUCUGAUCAGGCUGACAUUAAAGACCAGAACCUCCUUGCCACAAAGACUGAAUCCCCCUCUUCAGACCAAGCAACCACAGAUGUUGUCGUUCCAAGCCCACAGCAGAAGAGGUUAGGACGGAAUUCAAAACAAAGGAAGGGGAAACAAGUAGAGCAAUCUCAGACAGCUUCACCUUCUAAAUGUCUUUCUGCCAUGCAGGCAGUCUCAACCAACACAUCAGUGGCUCUGUCCACUGCCUCCAAUGCCCGCUGGUCCUCACUACUAAGUAGGCACCCCUCACUCCAGUCCACACCUCUUUCCCAGAGGUCAGUCCCAGGAACGCCACUGCUGAAACCUGCACUGAAGGUAACUGACAAUGAGGGCCUCCCAGUAAAGGCGGCAGACAUGUUUGUGGGCUUUAAGUCACAGGGCAAUGUUGAGCCAAAAGGGCAGAUGCUCAGUGAAAGCCAGGAUUGUACAAGGGUUGAGUGUGGUAAGGAGAGCGAUGUCUUUAAACAACCUUGGACAAAGUCUCCAGGACCACAACCUUCCCUGCUGUCUUUUACCAAGCCACUGGGAACAGUUGGGGCCAGUUCAGCAGACCCCAAAACGCUUCCUAAUCAGGACGUCAGUGACACGUCCAUCAUGAAGGGCUUCGAUGGUACAGACUCCCUUCGUCACAAGCUUCUCAAAAAACUGAAGAAGAAGAAAAUGAAGCUAGCUGCACUCAAUGCGCUGUUGAAGAAAGCGCCUUUGGAGUCUGUGCCGACACCUGAUAGCACAGGCUUCAACUCCCCAUCCACAGUCAGCUCCACCUCAUCUGUGUACAGCAGCCCUGCUUACAGUGAGUUUUUCUCUGGCAUCGUUUCACCCUCCAAAACCACCAGCAGCCUAUCCCCAGACAGCACAGGCCUCCUGGAGAUGCUUGUAAAUGGACAGGAGGGGGUUGCUGAUGCCCCCCAUGGGGAGGUGCGCUGCGUGGACAACAAUGUGAACCCUCUGCCUAAUAGAGCAGAGGACUUAGUGCUUCCAGAACACACAGAUUAUGGCAUCAAUUCAGUGGAGCAUGACUUCUUGGAGGAGUUCAUGUCUGAUUCGUGUGUAACAAAAAAUGUGGAUCUAAGUGCAUUUGAUCUGUUCUUUUAACUUAUGCUUUUGUUGCUUUGAGAUGCAAAAUUUUGCACACACUUUAUAUGCACUACUUAAAAGUUGAAGUUGAGCAACUAGUUCUUGUUUGUUAGUAUCUGAAUUUUUUUAAAGUACUUUUUUGGAAUGUUUUGAAAUGUUUAUGUAAUUUGUAUAAAACUUUACAGUUACAAUAAAUCUGAACAAAGGUGCAUAAAUGGUUAUAUUCAUAAGGAUUAGAUGGCCAGCAGUGCAAUGUACUGGACUUUUUUUUUUUUUUUUUAAAAGCAUCCUUUUUGGUUAAUUUUAUAGCUCCUGUAAAAUGGACAAACGUCCAUGAAUUUGUCCAACAAACUUAGGUAACUGUAAUCAAUACCCUUUUUACAGAGAAUUAGGUACUUAUUUGUAACAGGUUUUCUAAGUCCUGUGUUAUACUUGGGGAUGCUUGAGUUGGUUUUGCCACAACCCCCUAUAAGUGCAGCUGGUAAAAAUACAGCACAACACAGAAUGAUCAUCCCAUGGUGCUUGGGUCAUCCCCUCAGAUUAAUUCACUUGAGUUCUUCAGGGACAGCUGGUAGUUCAGUAUUAGAGCUACUGUCUUUGGAUCCAAAGGUCACAAGUUCCAAUCCUACCUUCCAUUUCUAGUAAACCUGAGCAAGGUACACUGAAUUGCUCCAGUAAAAUUACCAAGUCGUAUAAAUGAAUAAAUUGUCGGUUAAUAUUGAGUCUCUUUGGAGAAGGGUGUAGGAUAAAUGUAAGUCAUCCUAGGUUCUAGAACAGACAAUAACAACUGACCUUGUAAAGCGGGGGAUGGGGGGGG